This is a messenger RNA of Cricetulus griseus (Chinese hamster), 2826 nucleotides long. Lineage: Eukaryota; Metazoa; Chordata; Mammalia; Rodentia; Cricetidae. The record is from RefSeq and is a predicted model, not a curated record.
AUGGAGGAGCAGGCGAGGCCACCCGGCCGCCCGCCCGAAAGCGUGGCCUUACCGGGCAGCGCGCAUCCGGGCGGGGCGGCUUCCACGGCCACCGCGGCCGCGCUGUCGUUCAGCGCCGUCGCCACGGUAACGCUGGGAAACCAGAGCGAUGCGGGCCGGCUGGAGGCAGUGGGGUCUCGGGGACCGGCGCCGCUGCUGUGGCAUGGGGCGGCGGUGGCCGCCCAGGCGCUCGUGCUCCUGCUCAUCUUUUUGCUGUCUAGCCUUGGCAACUGCGCAGUGAUGGGGGUGAUCGUGAAGCACCGGCAGCUGCGCACGGUCACCAACGCUUUCAUCCUGUCUUUGUCCCUGUCGGACCUGCUCACCGCGCUGCUCUGUCUACCUGCCGCCUUCCUAGACCUGUUCGCGCCUCCGGGAGACUCGGGACCCUGGCGCAGCUUCUGCGCCGCCAGCCGCUUCUUCAGUUCGUGCUUUGGCAUCGUGUCCACGUUCAGCGUGGCGCUCAUCUCUCUGGACCGCUACUGCGCCAUCGUGCGGCCGCCGCGGGACAAGCUGGGCCGGAGACGCGCGCUGCAGCUACUGGCCGGUGCGUGGCUGGCUGCGCUCGGCUUCUCCCUGCCCUGGGAGCUGCUUCGGGCGCCUCGGGAACCCCCGGCUCCGCAGAGCUUCCACCGCUGCCUUUACCGGACCUCUCCAGACCCCGCGCAGCUGGGCGCCGCCUACAGCGUGGGGUUGGUGGUGGCCUGCUACCUGCUGCCCUUCCUGCUGAUGUGCUUCUGCCGCUACCACAUCUGCAAGACCGUGCGCCUCUCGGACGUGCGCGUGCGGCCAAUGACCACCUACGCCCGCGUGCUGCGCUUCUUCAGCGAGGUCCGCACCGCCACCACCGUGCUCAUCAUGAUUAUCUUCGUCAUCUGCUGCUGGGGCCCCUACUGCUUCCUGGUGCUUCUGGCUGCGACUCGGCAGGGUCAGGCUACGCAGGCUCCCUCGCUGCUCAAUGUGGCGGCUGUCUGGCUGACGUGGGCCAAUGGGGCUAUCAACCCUGUCAUCUAUGCCAUCCGAAACCCCAACAUUUCCAUGCUCCUAGGACGCAACCGUGAGGAGGGGUACAGGACUAGGAAUAUGGAUGUUUUUUUGCCCAGCCAAGGCCUAGGUUUGCAGGCCAGAAGCCGCAAUCUCCUUCUAAAUGGCUGUGCCAGCAGGCUGGGGACUUGCAGCAGGAUGCCUUCUUCCAACCUGGCUAGCGGGGCAGGAGGGGAAGUGGUCAUGUGGGCUCGCAAAAACCCAGUUGUGCUGUUCUUCCGAGAGGGACCACCAGAUCUGGUUACGGCAGAUGGCAAACAGCAUAAAUCUGAAGCCAGGGAUAGCAGCUUCUAAAAAAGGUUAGGGUGGAGAGUUUGUAAUAGCAGAUUUACACCUCUAUUGCUUAAUGAUGCGAGAAUCCGGGGAGAACUGUGGAUUUCAUACAGCCAGACAUUUAAAACUAAAAAGACAGAAAUGAGAGGGUUACCACUUCAUUCUCAAACAUAAAAGACGCAAAAGAACACUCCCCUUUCUUCAAAAGUGCCAAAAGGAAUGUGAAACGCAAAAAAUUAAAACAAUUUUAAACCACACAACCAAGCAUUGUGAGGUGUAAGUGCUAAAAAGCCACAAAAAUAAGAUUCACAGUUAUUUUAAAAGCUCAUAUUACAGGAAUCACACUGUGAAACAAACAAAAACCAUUGAACUGAACUUAAACGAUUUAUUCAAAUACUGGGGUUUUAAAUGAGCUAAGAGCCUCUGAUCUGUUUGAAGGCCCCUGCACUUCACCAGCAUUCAACGAAACCAGAUUCUAGCGUCUGCCUGCCUGACCUGCGUUGGCUGCUUAAGCGCUGAGAACAGAAAUAGCAUUACACAGAUUGAUGCCCUGCCCCGGAGUUUUUGUGCGAAAUUUUAAAUUCAGAGUCUAUUUUGAACACUUCGGGAUUUUUGAAAAGGUCGUUUGUUACUAGAUAGAAAUCAUUGAUCCAAAGGGCAAAAUUAACAUAACGUGGUUGCUUAAACACAGGUCCAACAUUAUGCAUAAAAAAAACCCAACGUUCCUGCUAAGCUCAUUUUAACCCCCAAAUUAUCUGUUGUGGGAAGCCCAGGCUCUUUCCUUACUCUAAACUGUUGUUCCUGUUUGAUAGCUUGUAUAUGCCACUGCAAAUGCUUUCGUUAAAAAAAAAGUAACUUUCAUACUAGACAAGUUGUCCAUUGGGACAAUUGUGUUUGUGUUUUUGUUUUGUUUUGUUUUGUUUUUGAUAAAGCCCAAACUGUGAUUUGAAGUCAAAUUGCUUGAAUAAAGUGAGUAUUGUUAAAUUUGCACAUAGGCAUAUAUGGACUGCCUUGCUACUUACCCUCCAGCUGCCAAAUGAUUCCAAUGAGGAAUUCUAGAAGUAGUUUGAGAAGUAUGGUCACAUCCUUGGAAUAGCCAUACACCAUCUUAAGAGGACAUACUUUCUAUUCGGAAGUUUGGGCACUUCUUUUUUAGUAGCAAAUAUUUUAAUCAUUAUUAGAAAGACAAUUGACAUGGGUUACAAGAUGGGAUAUAAAGUCUAUAGGCACAAGAUUAGAGAGAUACCUCAAGCAAACUUGCAAAAACAGGUUUUGUAAAACAAUAACUCAGAAGCACAAUCUAUGCUUUGUAUAUGCCAGAUUUCUCACCCUGAAUGUCACUUCAUUUUCCCUCCCUCCUCCUGCUUCUCUCUAAUUCAGUAUUCCAUAGCUUUAGCUGAAUAAUCAUUUUUUAAAGUAUGAUCAUGCAUACUAUGUGAAGAUUUCAUUGUCAGCUAGCCAGCAGUGUUUUAU